AUGGUACUCCUACAAGCUGUUGUCAUGCUAUUUACAAACAUACCGUACAUUAUUACAUAUCUGCUUCAAGCGUCACUAGAUUUGACUGGUUAUCCGGUUAUUUUAGCACAAGUUCAAUUUGCAUUUUCAGUCACUAUGUCCUUCCUGUAUAUGAGUUUUGCUACGUCAUUCUACAUCUAUUGUUGGGCAUCGAAUCGAUUUCGUCGGCAAUUGAAAUACGUCUUAUUCGAUAUUCACUUCAAUCGAUGCCGUGAACGAACAAUUGGAACAAAUCAAAUCAUACCCGUCGUAGCUUAA
This is a messenger RNA of Adineta ricciae, 297 nucleotides long. NCBI's taxonomy places the organism in Eukaryota, Metazoa, Rotifera, Eurotatoria, Adinetida, Adinetidae. The record is from the annotation of a GenBank genome assembly.